GCAGAACUGCCCCGAGAGCAGCCUCGGGAAAAGUGGGGAGUGCUGUGGGAGGGGCUCAGCCGUACACCUGGAUUGUACACCUGGGGGGCGGCGGUCAGGAUUGCAGCCUUAGUUGGAGGGUUUCGGCGAGCUCACCCUCCUCCAUGGCCACAUGCUUUCCCCUGGGACUAAGGAUACUCGUAGGAGCCGGUGCAUGCUUUCCCAUUCUUUUAUGGGGGAAGGGCUGGGGGAGUCUAGGGGUUUGGAGAGGGGCCCACAGGGGAGAUACGUUCACACCUGGGGAAUGAGCCAGCAGGUGGGAUGGAGACUGCGUGCCUCGCUUUGCAGGCAGGAAGUGGCCGUCCAGCUGCCCAAUAUGUGUAAACGUAGGGCACCAUCUCCUUCGUGUUUUAGGAGCUCCCCCCAUCCCCCCCCCCCCCCCCAGGCUCAGGCUAGUGCAGGAGGGGCCCGCUUGUUUGCCUGUAGAUGGCACUGCAGCUAACCUGUUUUUGACACAGCAUAUUUAAAGGACGGCCAUUUUGCCCGUGCCAACCACUUGACAGCCGGAUGCCACUUCUGCUUGGGUGUGUUUGCAUGUGUGUGUGGUCAUUUCCAUAGACAUUUCUCCUAGAGUUGCAAAAGGGACAUCUUUGGGGCUUUCUUAAAUUCCAGCUUAGCUCUCCUGGCCCGUCUGUUUUUUCUGUGGAGGAGAAAAAGGACCCUGGAGAUUUGCAGCAGCUUCUUGUGAAUCUCAUAGGCUUCUCAUUGUGCCUCCUCUGCCGGAAUGAAGCAGGCACUUCUGUGGACCAGAUCCCUGCAACUUCCGGCGUAGAACCUGGGCAGCUCCGCCUGCUGCCAAUCUGCUUUGGACACCCUGUUAAGAACGCCAGUGCGGAGACCUGGAGUAGAGCCAAACGGGAAAUGAGGAGGGAAAGCACUGGUGUUUGUUUCCCAGGCCAGGGCAACAUAGCUCCAGGAGCCUGGCUUCCCAGUGGGGCCAAGCAGCAAGUGGGAACCCUCCUCAGACAAGGGAAGCAGCGGGGUCCCUCUGCACUGCCCUCGGGCAGACAGCGGCAGAACCGGUCCCGCAGGAAGAGCUCUUGGGAUCUCAGCAUAACAUUUUGGCCCUAAGGCAUCACUUCAAUUAACCAAUAAGCUAAGGACCUCAGCGCUGAGGCUGCUCAGGCCUUCGAGAAUCCUAGAGUUGGAAGUGGCUAGUCAUCUAGUCCGACCCCUGCUCAGCCUAGAGCAUCUCAGACAAGGGUUUGUCCAGCCACUGCUUAAAGACUGCCAGUGAGGGGGAGCUCACCCCCGCCCCAGCAGCCGAUUCCGUUGCUGAACUACUCUCACUCCCCUCUGUAUCCUGUGUAGCCAUGAAGCUGGAAAACACCUGCCCGGAGCAGCAGCUGGAGUUCACGGUCGCCACCGAGAAGGAGUUCGAUGAGAUUCUGGCCAUGUCCAAGGGCAUCUAUGGAGGUCUCGACUACCUCCCAAGCCGCUACCACUCCUGGAUCCGCGAGCCCAACCGCACCGUUGUGCUGGCCAAGAAGAAUGGAGCAGUGAUUGGGCUCCAGUCUGUCUACAUCGUAGAUGCUGGUGAGACAGUUCUGGUGGAGGGGCUGCGCGUGGCCCCCUGGGAACGUGGCAAGGGCGUGGCGGGCGUCUUGCAGCGCUUCUGCCUCGAGAUGGUGAAAGAGAAGCAUCCAGGGGUCAAGGUGUCGCGCCUGACGAGGGAUGACAAACUGGGCCCCAAAGACUUCAAGAAGUACCGAGUCAUUGCUAAGCAGGGGAUUCUCCUGGUGCGCUUCAAUGCCCAAGAUCUCCUCUCUCGCCUGGACCUCCUGGUGUUGGCCCUAGAGGAGGGCGGCUUCUGCCCAGAGCCGUCCGAGCUGCUCAUGGCAGGUGAAGUGGCGGAGGUGGUCCUGCGAGAGUCCUUUCGCAGUGAGGUCCUCCCCAACCAGACCAUCAUCCAAGACUGGCAGCCCUUCAAGGCCACCGCGAGCAACCUGGGCCUCCUGCAGAAGAAGGAGCUCUGCUGGGUGGUGGACAAGAAGUCCCACCCCACUGUGGCCACCCUCAGCACCCGCCCCUUCUCCAUCCCGUUGGGCGAAGACUGGUUCUACCUCAACAUCGACGUCUUCGGCCGUGCCCUGGCCCACGUCAAGAGCCAGCUGAUCCACCAUCUCCGCCUCCAGAUGCCCGGCCUCCAGGGCAACGUGAUGUGUCAGCUCUUCCUGGAGCCGGCCCUGUGGCUAGACAUGGCUGAGUUCUGCCAGGUGGCCCUUGGCCUGGAGCUGGCCAAGGGCUACACGGAGCAGUACCUGCUGGAGUCUGACGUCUAGCUCAGGGCAGGAGGUGGGGGGCUGGUGGGUAGAGCAGAGAGAGGCUCCCCUCUCCCUCCCAAUCACCUCUCCUCCCGGCAUCCAAGCACUUUCUGAGCCUGUUAACAUGUCGUCCUGGAAAUACUUGGUUUCCCUGCCCCCCCCACCUGCCUCUUUCCACCCUCCCCUCCCCUCCUCCUCCAACCCUGCUGCACCCGAGUGGGCAGAGGCUGGCAGCGUGGCAGCUGGAGAGGGGAGACCGACAUCAGUGGGGGCCAGGAGGGCAGCGCUGAUGAAAUGCAGAGCCCUGGGGGCCAGGCUCCAGCAGACAGGUUUCUCUUGCUCCACAAAAGAGCUGAGCUGAUGAGUGACCGGCUGGACGCCUCUCCCAGGCUACGUGUCGUUCUCCACAUUUUGGGGACCAGCGUGUGUGGUGGGCACUACCUGAGCAGCCCUUGCUUAGACCGGGCAGUUGGGCACUGUCCACCAUUGAAACCUGAAGCAGAGUUAUAUCCUUCUUGCCCUUAAAAGUCCAUGUACUUAGAAGGGUGUAACUCUGGCUAGGAUCACAUGAUGACUCUUUUAGUCCACUUUUCUCCAUCCUCCCCCCACCCCUGGCCCCCCACCCCUGCCCCCGACACCCCCCCACACACCCGAGAGAGCCCUUGUGCUUGUGGCUUGCAGACUCCCUGUGGCCAGGACCUUGAUUGACUCCAGAGCGAAGCUGGCCUUCUCUGGAGCCUGCCCUCCAGCCUUUGCGAGGCCUCGGGAAAAACCCUUUGGAGGGGGGCAGCUGCUCGGGCUGAGAUUCCUCCCAAAGGCCUCGAGAAGAGGGGCGGGGAGGGCGAGGAGGAUGGUUUCCUGGCAGGGGCUUGAGAAGAGCUGACAUUGUGCUAGGACCCCCCCCCCCCCUGCAGUGGCAGCCAAGGGAGCUUAGCAACCAGGCUGACGCACUGGGUGGAACCUAGCAACGGUUGACGUGGCGAUGGAACGAAGGGAUGGGAUGACUGAUGGACUGGCCCCAAGGUCAUGGCAACCUCUAUUGCCUGCAGAAGGGAGGGUGGGGGGCUCGGCCACCUCUUCCUCCUGUCCCCUCCCCCCUCCCCUCUCCCUCUUCCGCAGCUUCCAGACCGACUGAUGUGCAAUAUUAGAAUCUUGUAAAUGGAGAUAUAUUUAUAAGUAGAUGAAGUGCAAAUUGUAUUAUGGUCUUCCUCGCAGUGAGCAGAGCAACAGUCUGCACUCUCCAGAGCUGGCUUCUGUAGACAGACGUGCACCUCCCCCCCUUUGUGGGCAGGGUGCUGAUUGCAGGAGCUUUCUGGGAGGGGUGCCUGUGGAUAGGCCGGAGGCCAGAAGACUCCCCAGAAGUCUAGUCCCCUCUGGCCGGGGCCUUUGACUACCAAUGGGAACCCUCCCCGUCCCACCUCACCCCCUUCCUGCAGCAGCUCGCUUCUGAAAUGUCCUCUGUCUUGUGGGCAGCCCCCCUCCCCCCGUGCCAGGCAGCAAUGAGGCCGCUUCAUUUCCUUGUGGCUCUCAGCCUCCUCCUGGUCCCGGGAGACAGAAAUCACCCCCCCCCCUUGCAAUAAAGCUCUAUCCUGUCGGUACCAACA
Molecule: messenger RNA, 3907 nt
Organism: Sphaerodactylus townsendi
Lineage: Eukaryota; Metazoa; Chordata; Lepidosauria; Squamata; Sphaerodactylidae
Gene: NAT16
Product: N-acetyltransferase 16 (putative)
Exons: 4
Coding region: 1353-2321 (322 amino acids)
Molecular function (GO): acyltransferase activity, transferring groups other than amino-acyl groups
Source: RefSeq, a predicted model, not a curated record